Verticillium dahliae VdLs.17 is the source of this 1509-nucleotide messenger RNA. RefSeq names its product acid phosphatase PHO1. Gene Ontology annotation, molecular function: acid phosphatase activity. NCBI's taxonomy places the organism in Eukaryota, Fungi, Ascomycota, Sordariomycetes, Glomerellales, Plectosphaerellaceae. Gene Ontology annotation, cellular component: fungal-type cell wall. The coding region runs from base 1 to 1509 and encodes 502 amino acids. The record is from RefSeq and is a predicted model, not a curated record. The transcript is spliced from 3 exons.
AUGAGCUUUGCCACCUUCGUUCUCGCCAUCCUGGCUGUCACCGGCGUCGCUCGCGCAGCGGCCGGUGUAUCGCUUGACCCAGUCCAGCCCGUUCUGCUGCCGGACGGCGCCUAUGCGAAGAACCCGCUUUCGCAUCUUGGCGAUGUCAAUGGCAUUUCCUCCGCCAUCCCGGAGAACUGUCACGUCGACCAAGCCGCCUAUGUUCUCCGCCACGGCUCGCGCUUCCCUGACACGGGCGCCCACAACGGCUGGCUUGAGAUGGCUCGCCGUUUCAAGGAGAGCAGCUACAAGGCCACCGGCCCAUUGUCGUUCUUUCACACGUGGGACACGCCGCUCACGCGUCCCGACAAUCAGAUCGCCCAGCUCAGCAAGACGGGCUACAAGGAGCUCUACGACUUGGGCUACACGCUGCGCACGCGCUACCCGGACCUCUACGACGAGGGCGACGAGUUCUUCGUCUGGGCCAAUAACUACCCGCGCGUCCUUCAGACGGCGCAGCUGUUCGUUCGCGGCUACCUCGGCCCCAACUCGACCCUGCUCGGCAACGUCGUCUCCGUCACCGGACGCGGCGUGCCCGCCCACCUCGGCGACACGCUCGCGCCCUCGGACAUGUGCCCGGCCUUCAAGGACGACAGCAGCAAGCAGACGAACGCGUGGCGCUCCCUCUGGCUGCCGCCCUUCAUCGAGCGCCUCUCGCAGUACAUCUACGGCGACCUGGUCCUCGACGACAGCCACUGGAACGACUUCCCCUACAUCUGCGGCUUCGAGUCCCAGAUCACCGGCCGGCUGUCGCCCUUCUGCGACACGUUCACCCAGGAGGAGCUCGAGCAGUACGAGUACCACCAGGACCUGCGCUACUACUACGGCGUCGGCCCCGCCGUCGACGUCGCCUCCAAGAUGAUGACGCCCUUCCUCAACAGCCUCGUCCGGCUCCUCGCCAAGGGCCCCGCCGUAGCCGGCGUCCGCGCCGACGGCACGCCCUUCACCCUGCCCAGGCUCCUCAUGAGCUUCCUCAACGACGGCCAGCUCAACCAGCUCGCCGCCGCCCUCGGCGUCUUCGACGGCCAGAACCCCCUGCCCACGGACCGCAUCCCCAGCGACCGUCUCUGGCGCAGCUCCCGCAUCUCCCCGAUGCGCGGCACCAUUGCCUUGCAGCGCCUCAGCUGCCGCGUGAACGGGCCCGUCCCAGCGACGACGACGACGACGACGACGCGAAGCUGCGUGCCGCGCCCGACGGCCGCCGCGCGCGGUGGCACCAGCGCGCGCAACGAGACGUACAUCCGCAUCCGCAUCAACGAGGCCGUGUACCCCGUGCCCUCGUGCCAGGACGGACCCGGCAAGUCAUGCGCCGUCGCCAGGUACGCCAAGUUCGUGGCCGACGCGCGUGAGCGGAACGGCGACUUUGCCAGGCUCUGCAAUGCCACGGACCCGGCGACGCCGAAGAAGGUCAAGGGCGCCAGUUUCUUCACGGACCUGGGGAAGGAUCACCUGCAGAUUGUGAAGCCGUAG